CCUUCUCUCUUGUUCUUCCAGCCAACCAUGGAUACUUGCUGCUAUUUUCUGGCAUUGACUCGUCUGUGAAGGCUGAGCUGACUCAGUACCAGAUCGGGGAGCUGAGUUCCCCAUGAGGGAAAUACCAGAAUUUUGGCGAAUUGAAGCAGAAUUCUACAGUGCAUGGAUUCAAGGAUGAACUCUGGGGAGGGAUUUGCAACUCCACAGGACAAAAAGUUCCCUUUUAUGGCUUCUUGGGUGCCAGUAAACCCAGAGAAGCAUGUCUCAACAUCAGGUCCGAUCCCGGCUGUCCAUAGCAGCCAACUCGGUGGAGCAGUUUGGCCUCAACUGGGUGGAUAUCCCAUGGGACAAUUUCAGAAUUUACUGAAUUACAACAUGGUGCUUCCAAUCUACAAUCCAAAUGGACUGGGGGGUCCCAGUGGGGUGCACUGUAGUAGCAGUUCCUGUGUGGCUGAGAGGAGCAGAAUGAUCAACAACAUUGCAGGAUCCUACACACAGGCCCUUCACAACUUGGGUGCUGGAUGUUGCUGUCAUCCAUGGGCAAACCAUGCAGCGGCUUGUGCCUCAGCAACCAGAAAUGCUAUGGCAAAUGGUCCGCUGACUCCAAAUUUGCAUUCUCAAGCUAACAACUGGAGACCGUCCAACUAUGGAAAUCAGGUGCUUGGGAACCAAACUCACGUUGGUAAUAAUACUAUGGCGUUUCCUUACCCAACUCACCACACAGAUGGAUAUCCAGUGAAUUCUAAGCCAAUAUACAAUCUAAACUUACCACCAAGAACAGAAGCUAGUGCAGUCUGCAAUUUGACCACCUCAUUCGCCUGCACACCAGAAACACCAGAUCUGUCUCAAAAGUUGGAGAAUAAGCAGCUAUCUUCAUUACCAACUCCAACGAAUGAAAGCUCAAGUUACAAAAAGAAAAAGCAGAAAAAUUUAAUGAUAUCCACAGGAAGUGAAGUUGUCCAGCAAAAUUGUGAUAAAUUCUUACAGAACAAUGUGGAUCCAUCAUCUGCCUUCAUUUCUACACCAACAAAGGAGAAAAGUGGCUCUGAUAAGGGAAAUGGACAUGGCAUUGAUCUAAACAAGACACCCCAGCAAAAGCCACCCAAAAGAAGAAAAUACAGGCCCAAAGCUGUCGUGGAAGGGAAACCCAAAAGGACCCCUAGAAUGGAAACUCCUACACAAACCAGCUCCAGGGAGAACCCCAGUCGAAAGACAAGGUAUGUACACAAGAAAGGAUUGAAAGAAUCAGCAAUUGAACAGGACUCUACAAGAGAAUCUGAUCCUUUUGCUGGGAAUACUGGAAAGAGGAAUUACAUAUGCGGAAAAGGACUGACAGAAUCACUAACUGAACAGGUAGAUUCUAUGAAGGAGUGUGAUCCUGGUGUGGGAAUUAAUGGGAAAAGGAAGUAUACUCAGAAGAAUGGCCUAAAAGAAUCAGUAACUGGACAGGGAAGUAUGAAAGAGACUGAUACGUGUGCUGGAGCUGCCACACAACCAUGCAGAAGGAUGCUGGAUUUUGACUUGGAGAAGAUUGGGAAUGGCAGACAGGUUGAAGUAGGUAAAAAACCAGAGUUGCAGGAGGGAUAUAACAUCUCUGAUUCUCAAGGCACAGCAUUCUGGAAUGGAAAAGUUAGUGGGUCAGGAACCAAGUCAACUGUGCAGAUCAGUCAACAGAAUGGAAUAGCAGAGGACAAUGAGCAAAGCAGAACCAUAAAUAACCAAACCACUUCCUUGAAUAAACUAAUUCCAGUGAACCAUGUAAUUAUGCCAGGAAUGUUUGGAGCAACUGCCUCAGAAGAAAACCCACAAAUGAGAAAUCUAAACCCCAUUGCAACAAAUAUAAAUAUGGGAUUUGCAGAUUCAUGCCAAAAAGGUAGCAGAAAUAAGAAUUCUUCCAUACAGCAAAACAUCCCUCAACCAGUACCAACAAAUUUGUCUAACUCUGAUAAAGGUCGAGAAUCCAAGGGAGAAUACUGUCAUGCUAUGGAGCAGAGUAAACCCUCAACUCUAGGCCCAGUGGAUUCACUAUUCUGCCAAGAGAUAAUCCAAAUGGAUGAUUGUCAUAGAAAUGGCAGCACACUGGGAGCAGAUUGUCCAGAAGCUCACAAGAGAAAGAAAACUGACAAUGAAUCCCAUAGUAUGGCAUCUUGUGAAAAACUGGUUAAUGAUGGCUCCAGACAAGCUCAAACGAGAAGCACAUAUAAUGCAAAUGCAGAAAAAUUUACACUGCUAAGGAAUUCUGAAACACUUGAUCCGCAUCUUGAAAGCAAAACAAUGGCAAGGAGAAAAGAUGGUGAUGCUGAUGCUGGCCAACCUACAAAUGAUAGGCAUGUUCACUCCGCAGCUGCAAGGCAGACUUCCGCAAAGCAACACAUUCCAUCCGAAUUGCACUCAGGCAUAGAAAGAAUGGCCGGGACCAACCAGUCGAUUCAAGUCCACAACUUAGCUACAGCUGAGAAUUAUAACCAUCCCCCACCAACUACUCCUGCAAAGGACUCCACACCACAAAAGUGGUUGGUUGUCGAUACAAAUAAUGUUUUCCAAAUAAAGGAGGGAAAUAUUUUGCAGAAGCAGGAUACAAAUCCCACCCUAUCCCACUUAGCUUCAUCUGCAACAGGAAGGUUGCUGCAAGAAAAGGAAGCUAUGCAUGAUUAUCCAUUGUCAUCCACAAAAUCUACAGGAUCUGCAAGACAAGUCACUCUCGUUGAUGAUAUGAUAAACAAAAUUAAGGGCCUUGAUAUGAAUAGAGGGAGAAGUGAAAUAGGGCAAGUGCAAAAUGCACUUGUCCCAUACAAAGGAGAUGGCACCAUGGUUCUUUAUGAAGGAUUUGAUCUUAUCAAGAAACGCAGACCACGGCCUAAAGUGGACCUUGAUCCAGAGACAGAUAGAGUAUGGAAGUUGUUGAUGGAGAAGGAGGGAGGUGAUGAUGUCGAAGGAACAGAUAAGGAGAAGGAAAAAUGGUGGGAGGAGGAAAGGAGGGUUUUUUCUGGACGAGCUGAAUCAUUCAUUGCAAGAAUGCAUCUUAUACAAGGAGACAGGCGCUUCUCAAAAUGGAAAGGAUCUGUGGUGGAUUCGGUUAUAGGAGUUUUCCUUACUCAGAAUGUAUCAGACCACCUUUCAAGCUCUGCCUUCAUGUCUCUAGCAGCAAGAUUUCCUCUAAACUCAAAAUGCAAAAGAACUAGUGACAGGGAUGUGGCAAACAUAUUGGUUGCAGAACUCCAGAUCUGUGAACCAAACCUGAAUCCAAAUGGCACUGUAAAUUGGCAAGAAAGUCCAUCCAUUCAUUCAUUCAACAGCCAACUCUCUGAGAUGACCAAUCAGUCCACAGAUUAUCAGAAGGAAAGUGAGAAUUCAGGUUUAGAAAGAGCAAGCUUAACAGACACACACAAUCAGAGCUUGGAUGAAGAAGUGCUAUCAUCACAAGGUUCUUAUGAUUGCUCAAUCUUACAAAUAAACGGAGGAAUCAGGUCAUAUUCAGGUUCCAACUCUGAAUCUGAAGAUCCUGCCACUGGAUACAAACUAAACAAUGGUCAUGUUUCAAAUCUUCACCAGAUAGGGAAUGCUGCCUCAUUUGAGGAAUUUUACAAUAGUAUCAGUAUGACUUCACUGUUUCAUGAAGGAUUAAAGCCUGCACAAAAGCAGACAGAAAAUGGGCAGCUGAAUUCAAGAUUGGACAAAAUGAAUAAACUCAAGGGAUCCUCAAUAUUUAAUCAAGCAGACCAUUUUAAAAAUCAACAGAUACAGGUUCCAGAUGUUCCUUUGAAUAAUUAUCAGCAGCACAUGACUUCAGAAUCUGAAGCAGUGAACUUGGACGAAUGCAGGUCUUCCUGGGUUUCAUAUGCUUCUACAUUAAAUAAGCCAAAACAACUUGUAGAAGAUGAAGGUAAAGCCAUGAUUCAGCAGAACAGACUUCCCAGACACCAAGAUACAGGCUUGAUGGGCAGAUUAUUAAGACAGCAUGCAAAGUACCAACGAGAAGAUUCUGAACCUGCAUCUCAUGAUGCACUUCCAGGAUGUCAAGAAACAAGCUGGAUGGGCAGAUUAUUAAGACAGCACACAAUGUAUCAACGAGAAAUUUCUGAACCUGCAUCUCAUACUAGAACUAGAAGCAGCCAACCCUGUAGCAAUAACCAAGGAAUUUGGAAUAAGUCAUUCCAAAUGGAAGGUGUGUCAGUCCAAGGACCUCUAAAUGAUGAUGCACCUGCUAAGAGCCAGAAUAAAACAGUACAAUAUACUGCACAUACCCAACUCACAGAGAGAACUUCAAACUUUGUGCAUAAUGCAAUGAACGAGAAAAAGGGAAUGGAAAAUAAAUUGGCUCAUUCCCAUUCAGAGGAGCCAACGAAUUCUACCACCAUGAGGUAUGAUGAUGUGAAAAAUAACAUCUCAAAAGUGAAGAGAAGAAAGACUGAGGAUGAGAAAAAUGCAUUUGAUUGGGAUAGUUUACGAAGGCAGGUUCAGGCAAACAGUGACAGAAAAGAAAGGACCACAGAUACAAUGGAUUCAUUGGACUAUGAAGCUAUGAGACAAGGUGAUGUUAAUGAGAUCUCCAAUGCCAUCAAAGAGCGUGGAAUGAACAAUAUGUUGGCAGAAAGAAUUAAGGAAUUCUUGAACCGAUUGGUCAGGGAACAUGGAAGCAUCGAUCUUGAAUGGUUAAGAGAUGUUCCCCCUGACAAAGCAAAAGAUUAUCUAUUAAGCAUACGAGGAUUGGGGUUGAAAAGUGUGGAGUGCGUCCGGCUUUUGACACUUCACCAUGUUGCAUUUCCGGUUGACACUAAUGUUGGACGAAUAGCUGUUAGGCUGGGAUGGGUCCCCCUCCAACCUCUGCCUGAGUCACUUCAGUUACACCUCCUAGAACUGUACCCGGUUCUGGAGUCAAUUCAAAAAUAUCUUUGGCCAAGAUUGUGCAAACUUGACCAGCGAACACUGUAUGAACUGCAUUACCAAAUGAUUACAUUCGGAAAGGUAUUUUGCACAAAGAGUAAACCAAAUUGCAAUGCAUGUCCACUGAGAGGAGAAUGCAGACACUUUGCUAGUGCUUUUGCAAGUGCAAGGCUUGCGUUGCCAGGGCCAGAAGAGAAGAGCAUAAUAAGCCCAGGUGCUCCAAUUAUGGCUGAACCAAACCACCCAGGAGUAUUCAACCCAAUGCCACUACCUCCAGCAGAGAAUGACUCACUUAGAGCAUCGUCUAGUAAUGUUAACUUUGAGCCUAUCAUUGAAGAACCAGCGACACCAGAACCUGUACAUGCUGAAGUAUCUCUAAGUGAUAUUGAAGAUGCAUUUUAUGAGGAUCCUGAUGAAAUUCCCACAAUAAAAUUAAAUGUUGAAGAGUUUGCAUCAAAUUUACAGCAAUACAUGGAAGAAAAUAUGGAACUACAAGAAGGUGAAAUCUCUAAGGCGUUAGUUGCUUUGAGUCCUGAGGCUGCUUCUAUCCCUACACCCAAACUGAAGAAUGUGAGUCGGCUACGAACGGAGCAUCAUGUGUAUGAACUUCCAGAUAGCCAUCCACUCCUAAAAGGGAUGGACAAAAGGGAACCUGAUGAUCCCAGCCCCUACCUUCUUGCAAUAUGGACACCUGGUGAAACUGCAAAUUCAACUGAACCACCUGAGCAAAGAUGUGAGUCCCAAGAAUUGGGAAAAUUAUGCAAUGAGAAAACAUGCUUUUCAUGCAAUAGUAUAAGAGAAGCCAAUGCGCAAUUGGUCAGAGGAACAAUUCUGAUACCUUGUAGAACAGCAACGAGAGGAAGCUUUCCACUAAAUGGGACAUACUUUCAAGUUAAUGAAGUCUUUGCAGAUCAUGAAUCAAGCCUCAACCCCGUUGAUGUUCCACGAGAAUUGAUAUGGAAUCUGCCCAGACGGAUUGUAUACUUUGGAACUUCCGUAUCAACAAUAUUCAAAGGCCUUUCAACAGAGGGAAUUCAGUACUGCUUCUGGAAAGGAUUUGUUUGCGUUAGAGGAUUUGACCAAAAAAUACGAGCACCAAGGCCUCUUCUUGCCAGACUGCAUCUUCCGGCAAGUCAGCUGGCCAAAACAAAAACUGAAAAUAGAAGAUAAGAAGAGCAUGAGGCAGCAGCUAUCUUUCUGAUUGUUACCAUAGGUACUAACCAGGCGUACCAUACAACAAGGCUAAUAAUUGCUGACGUAGAAAGAAGCUUUCUUGCUAACAUAUUAUUGUACCCUUCGUUAUUCUUUCUCUAACGCAAGACACAUUCACCCCAUGUUAUUGUUAGUUCCUUGGAAAGAAAUAAAAUCCCAUGGGAAGUGGGGUACAAAUUGAGCAUGCUC
Messenger RNA from Rubroshorea leprosula, 6285 nucleotides. The record is from the annotation of a GenBank genome assembly. NCBI's taxonomy places the organism in Eukaryota, Viridiplantae, Streptophyta, Magnoliopsida, Malvales, Dipterocarpaceae.